AUGAAGAUGUACCCAACAGUUGUUUUACUAACUCUUGCCGUCCUUUGCCGUCCGUCAAUGUCUGAUCAUGACAGUGGAGAAAUAGAGUUUGGAGACAGUGAUGUCAGCUUCUUCAACCCUUACGAACACUACAGCCAAGGUAAAUUGACCGGUAGUCAGACUGGUGGUAGGACCAUUAGCCCGAAUACUGGUCAGUUCGUGGGUCAGUCUGAUGAUAAGGAAGAUUUUCAAUACGUCUACGUCAGUCCAUCCGGUGGUCAAAUGGUUGGUCAGAACACUGGUCAAUUUAAUAGUCGUACUUUAAUUAGCUCAGGUGAACAGAUACAAAAUAAACCGGCCGAUUCAGAUGACCAAUACAUCACUAUACAUCAGGCAAAUGGCCAAACCGGAUGGCAAAGUCCAAGUCAGGUGGCAGAGAAAACUGUUUAUACACCAUCAGGUUUAUUCACUAACCAGAACACUGGUCAGUUUGUUCCUCAACCCGGUGGUCAAUUUAAAAGUCACUCUGCUGGCCAAAUCAGCGUCCAGACUGUCCAACCAUUUACUCAUUCCAGCAACAUGGCUAUAGAGGUAGAAGAUGACCAUUACUUACCGUCUAGUCACAAGAGUAAUCAACAUAUCAGUACAAAUAUUGGUCAGCCAUCUGGUGUAAAAACUGACCAUUCCCAAAGUAUAACAGGCGGUAUUCUUUUAAAUGGUCAAUCUGCUAAUGAUCAAUAUGUACAGGUUGGCCAAAACAUAGGUGUUUCGAACAGCAAAGCUGUUAUUCAAAAUGACAUGCCAUACACUAUUAAGUCAAGUGGUCCGAACAACGAUAAAAAUGAUGACAAAUAUUUACCUGUUGGUCUGGCUGGGGGUCAAACAGGUACUUCCCAAGGUCAUUCUGGUCAGUCCAAAGACAACAAUUACCAGAACACUGGUAAAUAUGCGACAACAGAUCAGUCAGAUGACCAAGGUGGUGUUAAUAGUCUGUUCGUCAAUCAAAAUAUUAUACCAUAUACAAUUCAAUCAAGUGGUCAGUUAGACGAUAAAAAAUAUCAUAGCGAUGACAAAUACUUACCUAUUGGUCAAACGGCCGGUCAAAUUGGUAGUUUCAAUAGUCAAUUUGCGACACAAAAUAUGGUACCAUCUACAAUUCAAUCAAGCGGUCAUUUAAACGAUAAAAAUGAUGACACUUAUGAAAAAGGUCGGCAGUCAGGUGGUCUUUUUAAUGGUCAGAAUGUUGUGUCAUAUACAUUCCAGUCAAGUGAUCAGUCCAACGACGGCAUUGCAGGUAAUCAAUUAAGUGCCUUAAACAGUUUCUCUCCAAACCAGUAUUCAGUGCCACAUACCAUUCAGACAAGUGGUCAAUCAAGCGAGAGAGAGGAUGACCAGUUUGAAUAUACUGGUCAGCCGUUUACUCAAACGUCAGCUAUACAUAGCGACCAGGACGAUGACCGUUACCUACAGUUUCGUCAGAUGAAUGGUCAAAGGAGUAAUCAAUUCACUGGUCAGUCAUUUGUUCAGGGAGAUGGGGGUUUACUCGGUCAGCAGAUUCAUGCUACCGCACAUCUUAGUGGAAGUAGUGUGAAAGCAGGUGUCCCGACUGUUGACCAAACCCAAGAAUACUUUGCUAGCCAACCUAUUGCUGGACCGGCUGUACAGACAGACGGUCAGUUUGUAUCUGGAGCCGAUGGCAAAUACCAUAUGAAACCAAGUAGACUAUCUAUCGGCCAGUACCCUGGCCAACCUGACCGGCCGGAGUUUCUGACCCAAGAACCAGUGGAGAAAGACGUUGAUGCUGGAGGAAUGUGCAAUAACUACAAGACGAAGGGUGGCUGGGCUUACCGACCAAUUUAUGGUUCGUGUAACCAGUACCUCCAGUGUAACAGCGACAACAUGGCGUCCCUUCUGACAUGCGCAGCCGGAACCUUCUAUGAUGGCACUUCCUGUCGACAUUCAGCGGAGGUCUACUGUCCGUAUGAUCCUUGCCAGGCUCACGAGCCUGGGUUUAAAUAUACGGAUGGUCAGAGUUGCUAUGGUUACUACAAGUGUGUGAAAGGCAAGUCCCGGUACCAUACCUGUCCGGACGGGUUCUAUUUUAACUCAAACGAGCAAAUCUGUAUAUCUGACGACACCUGUCAGAAAAACAACCUCAUCCACCCAUGUUCUUACGGUACGACCUACCCCUUUCCUGGCCGUCCUGAGAUGUUCUACCUUUACGACGGAAGGGAGAUCUUCUACCCCAUGAAAUGCCCCCAGGGAUUAUGGUACCGGCCUGAUAUCUGUUCAUGUGACUGGAUUGUUCCAGGCAUAAGUAAUCACGAAGGUUGCAAACCAAUGUAUCAUUUUCAAUACAACGGUAACUUCCUUGAGGCCUAUAACAGGAUCCAGCAGGUACCUAAUACGGGUGUGGCCAUCUACCGGAAGUCAGCACUCUUUAGCGAAGGUGGACAGAUCAUGAUAUGGGCAAUGAAUAAUAUGAACCUGGAUAAGGAAUUCGCUUUCUGUUUCGAGUUUAUGGCGAAGGUGUACAAUGGCGAGGUGGCGUUGCUGUCCAAUGGAUACAAGGAUAAUGAUUUUACGUACAAAAUCACCUACAUACCCGCCCAGUCACUGGUCAAAGCCUAUAUAGAACUGGACGACGGCACAACGGCACAUCUUGUUGUCAAUGGUGUGCUUCCUCUUAAACCACAUUUCGUUCGUCUGGCAAAGUAUGGCAGUAAGAUAAAGCUACGUAUUGACAAUAUCAGGCCAACCAUGGUGAAAACACCGGCCGAGGUGCAGACCUCUAAUAGUCCCUUGGUAAUAGGAGCAGCGCAAGGGUGUACAAAUUUUGUCGGCCACUUUGAUGAGUUCAAAUUCUUUAAGUGUGUGCCGAAUGACUUCUUCAAUGAUUAUGCUGAAAAAAAGAAAUGA
Molecule: messenger RNA, 2898 nt
Organism: Ylistrum balloti
Lineage: Eukaryota; Metazoa; Mollusca; Bivalvia; Pectinida; Pectinidae
Exons: 9
Coding region: 1-2898 (965 amino acids)
Cellular component (GO): extracellular region
Molecular function (GO): chitin binding
Source: RefSeq, a predicted model, not a curated record